This is a messenger RNA of Hyla sarda, 2230 nucleotides long. It is a transcript of the gene CIROZ, whose product is annotated as chromosome 10 C1orf127 homolog. The record is from RefSeq and is a predicted model, not a curated record. The coding region runs from base 249 to 2084 and encodes 611 amino acids. Lineage: Eukaryota; Metazoa; Chordata; Amphibia; Anura; Hylidae. The transcript has 10 exons.
UGUAGUGUAUACGCAGCGUAUUUUGCUCUCUAUCUGCUGCUGCAUUUCUUUCCUACCCAUUCAGAUCAAUUGGUUGCAAAAUCAGCUGCAGAAAAUACGCUGCGCGGGACUGUACCUAAAGGUUUUGCAUUUCUUUCAGAGUUCUUCUGUGCUUCUUGUGCCCAUCCUGUUCCUUUCCUUUUUGGAGGAGUAGACUGGACCCUAUCCCAGAAUCCUCUGCAGACAAUGUGGAAUGCUUUCUGGACUAUAUGGAGCUCUGGGUUCCCAGGAGACAGAUGGACGGGCUGCUAUUAUGGUUAUCACGAGUGAUGAGAUUCCCAGUAAGUCUCAGCUCAUUGGAUCGAUCGAAUCACCUGAUCUCUCGGUGUCGCUACGCCCUGGAUAUGGAUUCCGAUGGAAACUUUAUCUUCAGGGUCCAUUACUCGGCCUGCAAUGUCCAGACACAGAACGGGUUCCAUGUUCUAGAAAUUCACAUGGUUAAGAAAACGUCGCCGGGGAAGGGUCGGAGUGAUCGCUACCACAUGAGAUGUCCCGCAAUGACGGCAGCCAUGGGCAGAGAGACUGUGCGGUGUGACCCCAACUAUGUGCAGGUGUCACGACCGAUGCCCUUGGAAAAUGCUGACAAUCAGAACUGGUUUUUACUAUUUCGCGGUGACCUGGUGGUCUCUGUGGAGGAUGCGAGUUUGAUUGGUAUGGAAGUAGAGAUUAAUAAAUCCCAUAUAACAGUGAAAGGACUGCGAGACCACCUACUGAGCCCCAAAGAGUUCUUGGACAGAAAGACAGCCGUGCUUCCCCUAUGGAUCGGAGACGGGUUUUAUGCUUAUUCACUGGAAGCUUCCUGCCCAUUGGUGGCGCAGACCCCAGGAGAAGAGGUCAUAGUUCACAUCCCAAAGCAGCGUAUGGGUCUGGUGAAGAGAGGGUCAUAUAUGACGGAGACCUUGACCCUGAGAAACAUUGUGGUCAGACGUCAUAUUGAUGUCACCGUCACCGAGAACAAGCACUUUGUAAUGGUGAACGUCAAUCCUGGGGUCCUGCAAACACAGGAUUGCACUACACCCAAUAACACGCGAGGAAUACAGGUUUUCUACAGUAUUGAUCUUGUGCUGGAGUUCGCAGAAAUUGCUUAUCCGAUGAACUGGACGCUGGAAAACUAUUAUGAGUGUGCGGUUUUGACUCAAGAUACGGCUCAGCAAGAAAUCCUUUUUAACAACAAUGAAGAACUGGAAUCAUCUGUGAAUAAGACAGUGGAAGAAGAUGGCGUUCCAUCGCAUAGAUCACAUCACAUGACCAGAGCUGCGUUACCAGCCAACGAUUCUGUGAAAACUACAGGAGCAUUUAUUGAGGGAUCUGGGGAACACUUGGACAUUGACAUAAGUGGAUCUGGAGACCACCAAGCUGUGACUUCUGAUCAGAUCAUUGCAGCUACAAAUAUACUCAACCUACUGAGCUCUGCUCCAUCACGUCUCCAAGACAGCAAGACCUUAGAUGAUCAUCUGUCUAACUCAACUACGAUUGAUGAGGCAAAGAAUAUGAGGGUGUCAUCCAAGGUGUCUUCUACGCUGACAACUACAACAUUAUUCAAUGUAACUGGGGCGAAAAAUAAGCAAAAUAACAAGAAAACUUCCAAAAACGAGCAACUGAAAUGGACAACGCGCCAAGUCAUAGAGCAUGGAGGAUCUGUGGUAAAGCAGGAAGACUUCACCAAACCAAAGAAGUCUCAGAUAAUUCCCUCCUCUGAACUUAUUCCAAAUAGAGAUACAGACCUGUGGGAAGUUCUUAUUGAUGACAACAUUCUUGAACGUUUAGGUGAGACAGCGAGGGACGGGUGGAUCUCACGGAAAUAUAGACAUCAUCCACCAAGAAGUGAGACAGGAUCUAAGGUGCGAGAGAAGACAAUGGAUGAAACAUCUGUCCCACCAGAAAGACGUCAGAAGAGACCAACCAGAGAUCUACAGCACAUGGAGGAGGACUACACGCUCCCCAGCCGACACGUAGACUGGACGAAGGUUCAUGAGGACAUGUUGUAUGAUACAAGUGACAUAGAGACCAUUGGAUCUGCAGAGCAGCUGAUAGUGGAGAAGUGAACGAAGAAGAACAUUUACUUGGACUCAUUAUUAGGGAUGUUCCCAUCCCAUUUUAUAAGACCGUACAAGUGCUCACUAACACCAAUUACCGAUACUUUUAUGUCAUGUGACAGCAGAGAAAGCUCUAGAACAGGCAUAGGCAACCU